AUGUUAUUUUUCAUUUUGCAGAGACUAUCCAUGUAGAACUGACAUUAUAACCCACAUAAGAAUCCCUUCAUGAGAAUAUUUCUUACUAAUGUCACAAUGACAAGACAUCAAAUUUGGCCAAAAUCUCAAUCUGAUUGUGGUUUGCAGAUGUUUAUUUUGAAAGGUGACUGCUGCAGUAGUGUCACUACAGGGCAGUCUGCAUUCCUGACAGUCAGUAACUAGGAGGUGUUGGACUCUCGCUGUUAUGCUGUCACGCCCCGGCCUGCUAUGCACCUUUCAUACCUCCGAUCCUCUCAAACUCGACACACCCAACAAUAAAAAUCUCCGUCUCUUCCAUUGUGACGUCUGUCCUGUCAGUGCAAUAAAUGGGAUGUCACUUAAACGUCCAAAAAGGCUCACAGUUGGUUUUAUUGAUGUUCAGCUGAGUGUUUUUUAUUUUUUAUUAAAUAUAGUUUCCACUAACUGAAUGAAAGCAUCUGGUACUUUUAUUGCCUCCCGAAGUGCAAAGUCUGUUUCCUGUGAUAAAAUAUUUAAGUGUCAGCAGCUCUCUGCUCCUGCGGGGUCAAACUUUGAGAGGUCCCACACCAGCUCGGAAAUCGAGCACCAAUAGUAAACCCUGUUAAACUGCAUUUCAAAGUUAAAUUUCACACCAUUUUUCAACACGCAUUUACCUCCUAUAACACAGGCUAAACUUUUCAGACACUCCACCCAGCUGCCAUUCAUUUCCAGCCAUCAAGCAGAAACUAUUUAUUUUAGGUGAAGAUGGAGCGACAAGCAUCUUGAGUGACGAGAACAAGAAGAUACUUUUUCUUUUCCAGAUUUUUUCUUUUUUUUUUCCUUGCAGAAGCCACUCCCUUGGGUGGACUUAUGAGGUUAAAAGCAGAAGGAAUGACUGGGGUGUGACAGACAGGCAGGUACUCAGGCCUGAAUGACAGAGAGGUGAUUACAUUUUCAGAGAGAGUCACUGAACCACCUGUGCAGGAGAAACUCCAACAUGAGUCGGUAUUCCACACAAGUCAAAAGCAGCAGUCCCAGCGUGGCCAUUGAGGAGAGCAAGAAGAAGAGCACCCUUCUCAAAGACAAUAGCUGGAUCCGAAAACCCGAAGAGGAAGAUGAACCUGUCGAUCGGGACCCAAACUUUGGCAGAAGUGUGCUGGGAAGAUACAAACCCAAUGAAACUACGGCCAGCUCAGAACAGGAGGACGUUAAAACCACCAAACCUGUGAAAACAUCAUCGUCUGUGCUCGCUCUGACAAAAAGAUUCAGUUCUCCUCAAGAUACCCAAACCAGCCCAACCUCCACCACCAAGUCUACAUCCACCUACACCAAGAGAUAUUCAAGUGUGAAACCAGAAGCUACAAGCAGCACAUCACCAGUCAAAGAGGAGACAAAAACAAGCACUAAAACCUCUACGGUCACCAAAGAUGACGGUUCCACAAAGACAACCACCACCACCACCACCACCAUCAGCUCCACCCAGAGCGUGAAAUCUCCUGUCACCAAAUCCCCCCCCAAGACUGACACCUUCUCUGAACGCGUCAAGUCUUCAAGCAAAGGGGCCCAGUACUCGCCAUACUCCCCCACCAAAACAACAGUCGUGGCUGAGAAACCUCUCAGCAGCACCAAAGAAGCUGAGGACAAGCUUUAUGACACGCUCAUCCCCUCGUCUGUCAGGAGUGACCCUCCAGCCACAGACAGCAAAACAACCUUGACCUCAACCAGAACUGUGACAGUGAAGAGCACCACCGACGGAAAGCCUGAAGAUGAACUGUAUGACACUCUUCUUCCUAAGUCUAUAACAUCCGGCUCAUCCUCACCUGUCAAAUCGAGUGUGACAAAAACUAGUGUUGUCACCGUGGAGAGCAGCCAAGAGAACAAAGAUGCUGAAGACAAACUCUAUGAUUCGCUCCUUCCCAAGGCUAUCAGAGGUGAUGUCACUGACAGCAAAACCACUGUGGAAAGUACAAAGACUGACACAGAGGACAGCAUCCCUAAUGGAGGUUACACUAAAACUACAAUCACAAAAAAGAUCUCAACCUCCUCCACGCCUGAAGAUGACCUGUACAACACCCUCCUGCCCAAAUCCAUCACCUCUGAUUCCUCUUCUCCUGUCAGAUCGAGCGUCACAAAGAAGGACAGCAUCAACGGAGGAGAAAGCCCAACAUUGACUUCACCUUCUUUUUCACGCACCAACAGCGACACUUAUAGUAGAUCCUACUCCUAUUCCAAACCGGACUCCAGUUAUGAGUACACCAGCAUCACCAGCCCUUCUACAUACACCUCAACAUCAUUUAAGAGGUCUGAUGACCAGUUGUACUCAAAGACUUCCAGGACGAGUGUGUACGGAUCCUCUGAAAGGCCGGUGCUGGAGAAAGACCUGUGCACUCACUGCCGCAAGCCCUUCACCGGAGACGCCAAGAUGGUUCUGGAUGACAUGAAGAUCAACUGCCACGCUACCUGCUUUAAAUGUGACGUCUGCAACUGCUCUCUGGGACACAUGAAAGCUGGAGACAACAUGUGGAUCUACAAACGUAUGAUUCACUGUGAGAACUGCUUUGAGAGCACCAGAGUGAAAUGGAGAUGCUGAGGCACCACAGAGACAAUGCACGCCAUCUCAUCAGCAUGGGUGACAUGGGUUCUUAGACUCCUCUUCAUUAGGAUUUUAUCUCAAUUUGUGGUUACAUUUAUAAUAUGAUCAUACUGUGUUACUCAAAUUUAAAAUAUUGUGCUAUUGGAUUGGUUAAGGUAUUCCUGUCUUUGCAUGUACUUCAGUACAGAAUAUCAGCUCCUCUACGGUCUUAUGUAAGCUUUUUAAUGGGGACCUAAUAUGAUAUAAUACAUGGAAAUAUUGAGGGCCGGGGGAUGUUUCAUUGUGCAAUUAAGGAAAUGUAAUUUCUUUGUUAAAAAUAAAAAUAAAAAUUGUCCAAAUUUCA
Molecule: messenger RNA, 2933 nt
Organism: Oryzias melastigma (Indian medaka)
Lineage: Eukaryota; Metazoa; Chordata; Actinopteri; Beloniformes; Adrianichthyidae
Gene: scel
Product: sciellin
Exons: 28
Coding region: 995-2587 (530 amino acids)
Biological process (GO): epidermis development
Cellular component (GO): cytoplasm
Source: RefSeq, a predicted model, not a curated record